This is a messenger RNA of Pseudogymnoascus verrucosus, 2304 nucleotides long. RefSeq lists its product as uncharacterized. NCBI's taxonomy places the organism in Eukaryota, Fungi, Ascomycota, Leotiomycetes, Thelebolales, Thelebolaceae. The coding region runs from base 541 to 2178 and encodes 545 amino acids. The record is from RefSeq and is a predicted model, not a curated record. Gene Ontology annotation, biological process: carbohydrate transport; transmembrane transport. The transcript has 2 exons. Gene Ontology annotation, cellular component: membrane. Gene Ontology annotation, molecular function: carbohydrate:proton symporter activity.
GUGGCAAUAGGAAUGGUGAGACUGAAUGGGCGGCAAGAAUAUAAUCGGCCCGUGAGAAAUACUCUGAGUGCGUCAUUACUCACGGGACCCCCUUCCAAAAUGUAUCACUUUUCAAAACAACACCACGACCACAGCUUCACAGCUACAACUCUGUAACAAAAAAUCGGAAUAAUGCAUUAAUACUAGGUCUAUUAUGAUCAAUGCAUCAAGCUACAAUUAAUUUCGUCGUUCCACGUGGAGUUAUGGUUGAAAUGUGAUAUUUUUGGUGGGGGAGAUCACUGAUGCCGCUAGCACUCACAAUCGGCCCGGAAGGAAAUAUUAUAAACGGGCCGCAAGGAAAUAUGGUAAACGGACCGCAUUGAGAUAUUGUAAACGGACCGCGCGAGUAAAUUCGAAGUUAGACAGGCGCAUGACUUGGUGUUACUCUGCUUCUGUGCUGUCGUGCUCUGGCCUUAUAUACCCCGCCGGUUCCCCCUCCAUACCUGCUUGUUCUCCACGCACUUCUCAUAUUCAACUCCUAUCCUUAUCACAACCAUCAUCAUGGGGGAAGCUGUUACUGAGAUCAGGGCCGAGACCCUCAAUGGGCCAACCGAUGUCGAGCGCAUUGAGGCGCCAAUGACCACAAAGGCCUACUUCCUUUGCGCCUUUGCUGCCUUUGGUGGUUUCUUCUUCGGAUACGAUUCCGGACACAUUGGUGGUGUUUUGGGCAUGAAGUACUUCAUCCACCAAUUUGAGAACCUGCCAUACCCCGCCGUCGGUGCCACCGACGCCGAAUCCGCUUACUUCGUCGUCUCUUCGUCUAACAACUCGCUCAUUGUCUCGAUUCUCUCUGCUGGAACUUUCUUCGGUGCCAUCCUCGCUGGUGAUCUCGCUGAUUGGUUUGGACGCCGCACAACUAUUAUGUUGGGCUGCCUGGUUUUCAUCGUCGGUGUUAUCCUUGAGGUCGCCUCUUCUACUUUCGCUCUUCUCGCCGUUGGCCGUAUCAUCGCUGGUUUCGGUGUCGGUUUCGUCUCUGCUAUCAUCAUUCUGUACAUGUCUGAGAUCGCACCAAAGAAGAUCCGUGGUACCCUUGUUUCGGGUUACCAAUUCUGCGUUACCAUCGGUCUCAUGGUUGCCGCCUGCGUCGACUAUGCCACCAAGGACCGCAUGGACUCUGGCUCAUACCGUAUCCCCAUCGCCAUCCAGUUCCUCCCAGCCGUCGUUCUUGGCGUCGGUCUCUUCUUCCUCCCCGAGUCUGCCCGCUACUUCGUCAAGAAGGGUAACCUCGUCAAGGCCGCCGCCGUCCUUGCCCGCAUUCGUGGCCAGCCCGUCGACUCCGACUACAUCCAACAGGAACUCGCUGAGAUUGUUGCCAACCACGAGUAUGAGAUGCAGGUCAUCCCCCAGAGCGGCUACUUCUCGUCCUGGGCCAACUGUUUCAAGGGUGGACUCACCAACCCUGGAUCCAACCUCCGUCGCACGAUUCUCGGUACCUCCCUCCAGAUGAUGCAGCAGUGGACCGGUGUCAACUUCAUCUUCUACUACUCCACCAUCUUCCUGCAAUCCCUCGGCACGAUCAGCAACGCCUUCUUGAUCUCCAUGAUCUUCACCAUCAUCAACGUCGUCAGCACCCCAAUUUCCUUCUACACCAUUGAGCGCUUCGGUCGUCGCGCCAUCAUGAUCUACGGUGCCCUUGGAAUGGUUAUCUGCCAGUUCAUCGUCGGCGCCGUCGGAACUGCCCUCCCCGACGACCAAAACGCCACCCGUGCCUUGGUCGCCUUCAUCUGCAUCUACAUCUUCUUCUUCGCCACCACCUGGGGUCCAGGUGCCUGGGUUCUCAUCGGCGAGAUCUUCCCCAUCCCCAUCCGCUCCCGUGGUGUUGGUCUCUCUACCGCCUCCAACUGGCUGUGGAACUGCAUCAUCGCUGUCAUCACCCCCUACAUGGUCGGCAAGGACAAGGCCAACCUCGGACCCAAGGUCUUCUUCGUCUGGGGCUCCCUCUGCUUGUGCUGCCUCAUCUACGCCAUCUUCCUCAUUCCCGAGACCAAGGGUCUGUCGCUUGAGCAGGUCGAUCGCAUGUUCGAGGAGUCCACCCCACGCAAGUCCGCUAAGUGGGUGCCACACAGCACCUUCGCUUCCGAGAUGGGUCUCGCUGAGAAGGCUCCUGUUGCUCACCACGGAGAGACCCUUGAGGUUUAAGUGGCUGAGGCGUGUCGUUUUGGAGCGGAAUGAUUAAUUCGAGUAGACUGCUAUUAUAGAGUCUAGACUUUUCCCUACUGAACUAUGUAAUUAAUAUAGAUAGAAAGCAAAUAAACCUUUCUGUUC